AUGGCAACCAACGGGGAUUCCAAUGGCCACCCUACUGGCACUGGCCAAGAGAAAAUCAACACCGACAUCAUUACCCUCACAAGAUUCUUGACCGAAGAACAAACAAAACACAAGGAAGCUACCGGUGAUUUCACACUGCUAUGCCAUGCUCUCCAAUUCUCUUUCAAAUCCAUUUCCUACUAUAUCAGACGAGCCACUCUGAUCAACUUGACUGGUCUGGCCGGCUCAUCAAACACCACCGGGGACGACCAGAAGAAACUUGACGUGAUUGGAAAUGAGUUAUUCGUUGCAGCUAUGAGAGGAUCUGGCAAAUGCCGAGCCCUGGUCUCAGAAGAGGAGGAUGAAGUCAUAUACUUUGACGAAAGCCCCAAUGCUAGAUAUAUUGUCAUGUGCGAUCCUAUCGAUGGCUCAAGCAAUCUCGAUGCGGGCGUCAGCGUCGGCACCAUUUUUGGUAUUAUGAAAUUGCCGGACAGUGUUAUUGGGCACAAACCCAUGCCACAAGAUUUACUUAUGCCCGGAACUGAAUUGCUUGCUGCUGGAUUUACCAUGUACGGCGCUUCCGCCCAACUGGUCAUUACCAUGAAAGGCGGCACAGUCAAUGGCUUCACCUUGGACAACGCUUUCGGAGAAUUCAUCCUCACACACCCGAACAUGCGCAUCCCCAAGAAACGAGCCAUCUACAGCGUUAAUGAAGGCAACUCCUUGUACUGGUCCGACAAGACAAAAGCUUAUUUCGAAUCCCUCAAGUUCCCAGCCAAAGAAGGCGGCAAGCCCUACUCAUCCCGUUACAUUGGGUCCAUGGUCGCUGACGCCUAUCGCACUUUGUUGUAUGGAGGUAUCUUUGCGUAUCCGGCCGACAAGAAGUCACCCAAGGGCAAGCUGAGGGUCCUGUACGAGUGCGCGCCCAUGGCGAUGGUCAUGGAGAACGCAGGCGGAAUGGCGGUGAAUAGUAAGAUGGAGCGUAUGUUGGCGGUCGUGCCGGAAAGUAUUCACGACAGAUCGGGGAUCUUUAUGGGUAGCCAGGAGGAGAUAGAGAAGGUUAUUGAGGCGCAUAAAUAA
This is a messenger RNA of Rhinocladiella mackenziei CBS 650.93, 1059 nucleotides long. RefSeq lists its product as uncharacterized. Gene Ontology annotation, cellular component: cytoplasm; cytosol. The transcript has 4 exons. The record is from RefSeq and is a predicted model, not a curated record. Bases 1 to 1059 code for a protein of 352 amino acids. Gene Ontology annotation, biological process: gluconeogenesis; fructose metabolic process; fructose 6-phosphate metabolic process. Gene Ontology annotation, molecular function: fructose 1,6-bisphosphate 1-phosphatase activity. NCBI's taxonomy places the organism in Eukaryota, Fungi, Ascomycota, Eurotiomycetes, Chaetothyriales, Herpotrichiellaceae.